CUAUUCGUUGGCAUUUAACUGUCAUAAAAGUAGAUGAACCAGACAAUCUUAAACCUAAGAAAAGGUGGAGAAGGGUGGAGUAAACAAUAAAGAAGGGAGUGAGUUAGCAAAAUUCCACCCAGUUACAAACUAGCACAAAGGUGACUGUGCUUUAUGAAGUUAGCUUGAUUCAUUGGAGCUCAAAGAGGAGCAAAGAGCAGAGGCAACCACCAGUGAAAGCGGGACUUCACAGCAAACAGCAGACAUGAGCAGUCAUUUAGAUGGAUCUACAUGACCAGCCUGUUUGCUGUAAGAACCAGCCAAAGAGAGUGCUUUAAGAUUUACCACAGGAGUGUGAGCAGCACCACUUCCACAGCAAAGUCUGGCCUUACCACAUCUUGGGAAGAGGAUGGCCACUACUCGGAGUGCAGCCAUUUUCACGCUGGUGAUAUCCUGUGUUUGCAGCACAGUCUUCCAUAGAGACCAGCAGACAUGGUUUGAGGGUGUCUUCCUAUCUUCCAUGUGCCCCAUCAAUAUCAGCGCGAGCACCUUCUAUGGAAUUAUGUUCGAUGCAGGGAGCACUGGGACUCGAAUUCAUGUUUAUACCUUUGUGCAGAAAAUACAAGGACAGCUUCCAGUUCUGGAAGGGGAAAUUUUUGAAUCUUUGAAGCCAGGACUUUCUGCUUUUGCAGAUCAACCAAAGCAGGGCGCUGAGACUGUUCGAGUACUGUUAGAGGUGGCCAAAGAUUCAAUCCCCCGCAGUCACUGGAAAAGAACCCCCGUGGUGCUGAAGGCAACAGCAGGGCUGCGCUUACUGCCAGAACAGAAAGCCCAGGCUCUGCUAUUUGAGUACCUGAGUACUGGGGCUUGGGGAUGUUGCUGGGAUGCCAACAGCAGGGAAAAAAAAGAAGACGAACACUGUCUGCCCUGUGGGGUAGAGGAAGCCUUCAAGAAGUCACCUUUCCUGGUUCCUGAUGACAGUGUUAGCAUUAUGGACGGCUCCAGUGAAGGCAUAUUAGCUUGGAUUACUGUGAAUUUUCUAACAGGUCAGCUGCAUAGCCAUAGCCAGGAGACUGUGGGUACCCUGGACCUGGGAGGGGCUUCCACCCAAAUCACAUUCCUGCCCCAGUUUGAGAAAACCCUGGAACAAACCCCUAGGGGCUACCUCACUUCCUUUGAGAUGUUUAACAGCACUUAUAAGCUGUAUACACAUAGUUACUUGGGACUUGGAUUGAAAGCUGCAAGACUAGCAACACUGGGAGCCCUGGAAACAGAAGUUGAGGGACACACUUUCCGAAGUGCCUGUCUACCAAGAUGGCUGGAAGCAGAAUGGAUCUUUGGGGGUGUGAAAUAUCAGUAUGGUGGCAACCAAGAAGGGAAGGUGGGCUUUGAGCCCUGCUAUGCUGAAGUGCUGAGGGUGGUACAAGGAAAACUUCACCAGCCAGAGGAGAUCCGGGGAAGCUCCUUCUACGCCUUCUCUUACUAUUAUGACCGAGCUGUUGAGACAGACAUGAUUGAUUAUGAAAAGGGAGGCCUUUUAAAAGUUGAAGACUUUGAAAGAAAAGCCAGGGAAGUUUGUGAUAACUUGGAGAACUUCACCUCAAGCAGUCCUUUCCUAUGCAUGGAUCUCAGCUACAUCACAGCCCUGUUAAAAGAUGGCUUUGGCUUUGCAGACAGCACCAUCUUACAGCUCACAAAGAAAGUGAACAAUAUAGAGACGGGCUGGGCCUUGGGGGCCACCUUCCAUCUGUUGCAGUCUCUGGGCAUCUCCCACUGAGCCACAUGCUUCCUCCAGGCCUGUAUUCAUCCACAGCCUCUAACAGGAGGGCCCUGUUGCUCUGAGCUCCUCUGGGUGCUGAAACCCAGCAGCUGGCUUUUCAGGGAAAGGGACUUUUAUAGCCAGGUCUUGCCCUUGAACCUAGAGAUUUGGGUUUAAUUUUACAUAUUGAAUCGAAUGUGAACCAUUACCUGACCACUUGGGGUGCACAGCUGGCACUAGAGCUUGAAUCUUUGAGAUUCACUGUGUGAAUCACAGUGAGCCACAAAUAGCUCUGGAACUCAGCCUUGGGAGUGACGGCUAAAGGACAAGUUCCUGGGAACCAACAAAAAAUCUCAUUUCAACACUUGGGAGUGCCUCAUUCCUUGGAAAUUGUAAUUUUCCUCUUACAUGCUAAAUUAAGCCAACUUAUUUCAAUCCUGUGGCCUAUCAAUACCAGUAUUUUUUUCCUCCCUAUAUACUGUCCUGUCCCAACCGUUAUGUGCAGCCUUUUCUCCUGAGAGAAAAAAAUACCUAGUUUUGCUAUGUGUAAUUGAAAAAAAAAAAAAGAAAGAAAGAAGAAAGGUACCAUAUCAGAUUGCAGGUUUAAGAGGCUCUAUAGCCGGGUGUGGUGGUACUUGCCUUGCCUGUAAUCCCAGCUCCCAGCACUUGAGCCUGGGAGUUCAAGGCCAACCUGAGCAAUACAGGUGCUUCUGGAGUGGGAGAUGGAAAUCACCGUGAAAAGUCUGAAGAAAUUCCACUUUUAAUUAAACAACUAAAAUGAGUGGGGGGAGUGAUAUAGAAAUAAAAAUUUUUAUUAGUAAGGGUUUGGUUUUUUUUGCAAUACUGACUGUUGAACCGAGGGGCACUCUACCUGUGCUAUAUCCUGUCCUUUUUAGUUUUUGAGACAGGGUCUUGCCAACCUCAAACUUGUAAUCCUCCUGCCUCAGCCUCCCUAAUUGCUGGGAUUACAAGUGUGUGCCACCUCACCCAGCCCUAAGGUCAUCUUUAUACUUUUUGCCUUCCUCAAAAAAAUGCUCAUGAGUGAUGGAAUGAUAGUUUUUUUGGUUUUGUUUUUAUUUUGAGAUAGAGUCCUAUGUAGUCCAGGGUGGCCUUAAAUUCACAGUUGAUCCUGCCUCAGCCUCCUGAGUGCUGGGACUAUAGGUGUGUGCCACCACAUCCAGCUUAUCUUCUCAGGCUGCCAUUCUAAAACCUUUCAAAAUCUUAAUAACUCCUAAAUUCUUUAUGCUGUCUUUUAACAUUUGACAUGACUUCUGGACCCCUUAACAUCUUGUCAAAAAAGCAGAUUGCUAGGCCAGUAGUGGCCCCCUAAAUGUUAUUCUACAUGAUUAUUACCUACAGUAGAAACCAAGUUGUUCCCCCAAAAAGUAAGCUGUGUUCAUUAAAAGAUCCUCCAGCCUGACAGGCCCAGAGAGGUGAGGUUCCCAUGGACAUUUCUUACCACAGGCUGUCUCUGAAGUGGCUCCUAAGUAGAGGCUGGAUUUGUGAAGUACAUGUAUUGUUCCCCAGACUCCUUUGGUCACCCCAAUAGCUUUGGAACUCUUGGGUAGAUACAGUCUCACUUCAGAAGAUUUCUGCAUUUAUUCUGUUAAUCUUGAUCAGAAUAUCUGGAGAAUUAGCCGAUUGUUAGUUUUGUUUGUUUUUGGUACCGGGGAUCAAACUCGGGUCCUUGCGCUUGUGCAGCAGGCAUUGAAACCACUGAGCUAAAUCCCCAGCCCUUCAUUUGUUAGUUUUAAGUGCAAUUUGGAAUGAGAAUUAUCUUUCAAAAGAUUUGUUGAUGUACCUUUUGGGCUUCUAAGGGGUCCUGUGUAUUCUAAUAUUACUGGUUAAUUUCAUCUCCGUAAAUGGGUAUGUGGAAAAUACCUAGGAUUUAGCCUGGCACAUGGUGGAUGUUGUGUUUAUCAUUGUUGUCACUAUAUGAAGAACUGUGAAUCAUGGAGAUCCUUGAAAAGUGUGCCUUAAAAUUCUGUCUUUGUCAUUAUACUUUUGGAGUCUAGAUUCUCUACCUGGACAAACUUUCUUUUUUGGGGGUACCAGGCAUAGAACUCAGGACCUUGUGCUUGAGAGGCACGUGCAGCACCACUGAGCUAAAUCCCCUUUCCAUUUCUUGUGAUAGUGACCCUUUGUCUAUAGUCUCUGCCAGUAGUCACACAGCUUUAUACAGAGCUGUAAUCUUUUCAUUUGGGCACAUUUUUCUGGAUUUUAGGACAUUAUUAUUUUUCACUCUGUAUCUGAACACAUUUUUCACAUUUGCCUUAAAAGCUGCCCUAUAGUAUCAAACUUCUCAUUCCUUCAAAAAUUAUUCCCAAGAAUAGCUUAGCUUGGUUCAAAAGCAGACUGUUUCUUCUUAUUUCAUCUUCAAAGCAGGCUUUUGGGCAAAAUGUUCUUUACAGUGUGCAAAUCUAACAGCCCUGAUGAUCUCCUCUGGGGGAACUGUGGUGAGCUCUUUAGAAGCACAGCAGUACACUGCUCCCUUGCCGGCCACCAGUCUGCCAGCAAGCAUGGACAGAUUAUGCUGCCCAUCAGUGUCCCUUCUGACCUGAUUCCUGAGGUCUUCAAACCUGGGCAAUGAAAUUAUUAUUUUAUUACUGAGCAAGAUUGGUGUCCUGGAGAGGAACCAUAAGUAAAACUGAAAUUUGAUGCUGUGCUGAAGAUGUAAUAACUAGGAUUAAUAAGAUUUGAUUUUUUCCAGGCCGGGGAUUUAGCUCAGUGGUUCCAGCGCCUGCCUCAAAAGCGCAAGGUCCCGAGUUUGAUCUCCGUACCAAAAAAAAAAAAGAUUUGAUUGUUUCCAAGUCCAAUGCACUAAUAACAAAGGUUAAAGUACUUUGUAUUUAAUCUGCACUCUAAUAAAUUUUAAAACAAAUCUAAUAGAAACGUAUUAAUAGUUCUAAUCCUUACCUCUUAUCAGAAAAACAAAUUUAUGACCAGCACUUUCUCUUUAGAAAGGACUGUUAACUAACAAAAAUGAAUGGAACAACACCUCAGUAAGUUUUGUUUUAAUAAAAAGCUCUUUUGAAUCGAA
Messenger RNA from Heterocephalus glaber (naked mole-rat), 4778 nucleotides. Lineage: Eukaryota; Metazoa; Chordata; Mammalia; Rodentia; Bathyergidae. The record is from RefSeq and is a predicted model, not a curated record.